AUGGAUGGGAGAAAGUUAGUUUGUAAAAAUGGAUAUCCAAAAGACUACAAUUCAGAAACAGCAAACAACAAAGAUGGAUAUCCUACAUAUAGGGGAAGACAAAUAGGUGAAAAGGUGAAAAUCAGACGAGAUGAGCUAGAUAACCAAUGGGUAGUACCUUAUAAUCCAUAUUUACUACUCAUGUUUGACUGUCAUAUUAAUGUUGAGGUUUGCUCAACUAUCAAAGCAGUAAAAUAUUUGUACAAAUACGUUUACAAAGGGCACGAUCGAAUAUCAUUCAAGAUAUCUGCCACAAAUGAUAAUAAAGUUGAUGAAAUUGAACAAUUUCAAUCUGGCAGGUGGGUAUCCCCAUGUGAAGGAGUAUGGCGAAAAUUUGGGUUUGAUUUAUAUGAAAUCUAUCCUCCUGUUAUGCCGUUGCCUGUACAUCUUUCGAAUAUGCAAUCCAUUUCAAAUGGGUAG
Chenopodium quinoa (quinoa) is the source of this 459-nucleotide messenger RNA. RefSeq lists its product as uncharacterized. Lineage: Eukaryota; Viridiplantae; Streptophyta; Magnoliopsida; Caryophyllales; Amaranthaceae. The coding region runs from base 1 to 459 and encodes 152 amino acids. The record is from RefSeq and is a predicted model, not a curated record. The transcript has 2 exons.